Molecule: messenger RNA, 1530 nt
Organism: Amaranthus tricolor (Joseph's coat)
Lineage: Eukaryota; Viridiplantae; Streptophyta; Magnoliopsida; Caryophyllales; Amaranthaceae
Product: protein TIC 214-like
Exons: 1
Coding region: 72-1364 (430 amino acids)
Cellular component (GO): membrane
Source: RefSeq, a predicted model, not a curated record
AAAGUUAAAGUUAAAAAAUCAUCAUAUAAUAAUCCAGAAAUUGCAAUACAAACGAAAAAGGGAGGUUUGUGAUGAUUUUUCAAUCUUUUCUACUAGGUAAUCUAGUAUCCUUAGGCAUGAAGAUAAUCAAUUCGGUCGUUGUGGUCGGACUCUAUUAUGGAUUUCUGACCACAUUCUCCAUAGGGCCCUCUUAUCUCUUCCUUCUCCGAUCUCAGGUUAUGGAAGAAGGAGAAGAAGGAACCGAGAAGAAGGUAUCAGCAACAACUGGUUUUAUUAUGGGACAGCUCAUGAUGUUCAUAUCGAUCUAUUAUACGCCUCUGCAUCUAGCAUUGGGUAGACCUCAUACAAUAACUGUCCUAGCUCUACCCUAUCUUUUGUUUCAUUUCUUCUGGAACAAUCACAAACACUUUUUUGAUUAUGGAUCUACUAGCAGAAAUUCAAUGCGUAAUCUCAGCAUUCAAUGUGUAUUCCUGAAUAAUCUCAUUUUUCAAUUAUUCAACUAUUUCAUUUUACCAAGUUCAACGUUAGCCAGAUUAGUCAACAUUUAUAUGUUUCGAUGCAACAACAAGAUGUUAUUUGUAACAAGUAGUUUUGUUGGUUGGUUAAUUGGUCACAUUUUAUUCAUGAAAUGGGUUGGAUUGGUAUUAGUCUGGAUACAGCAAAAUCAUUCUAUUCGAUCUAAUAAGUACCUUGUGUCAGAAUUGAGAAAUUCUAUGGCUCGAAUCUUUAGUAUUCUCUUCUUUAUUACCUGUGUCUACUAUUUAGGCAGAAUGCCGUCACCUAUUUUUACUAAAAAACUGAAAGAAACCCCAGAAACGAAAGAAAGUGAGGAAGAAACAGAACAGGAAGAAGAGGGAUUCACCGAAGAAGAUCCUUCUCCUUCCCUUUUUUCGGAAGAAAAGGAGGAUCCGGACAAAAUCCAAAUCGAUGAAAUGGAAAAGAUCCGAGUGAAUGGAAAGGACAAAACAAAGGAUGAAUUCCACUUGCACUUAAAAGAAGCAUGCUAUAAAAAUAGCCCAACUUCGUUAGAAAUACUUAAAGAAGAAAAGAAAAACUUCUUCGGGUUUGAAAAAUCCCUUCUUUUUCUUCUUUUCGACUAUAAACGUUGGAAUCGUCCAACGCGAUAUAUAAAAAACAAUCGAUUUGAAAAUGCGGUAAGAAAUGAAAUGUCACAAUAUUUUUUUUAUACAUGUCAAAAUGAUGGAAAACAAAGAAUUUCUUUUACAUAUCCACCCAGUUUAUCAAUUUUCUGGGAAAUGAUACAAAGAAAGAUUUCUUUGGAUACAACAGAAAAAUUCUUAUAUGAUAUGAUGAACUAUCCAAUAAUUGGAUUUCUACAAAUGAACAAAAAAGAAACAGUUUAAGCAAUGAAUUAAAUAAUAGAAUUACGGUUCUAGACAAAGACAUUUUUUAUAUAGAUGUACUCGAUAAAAAAACAAGAUUAUGCUUAGAAAACAAAAUAGUAAAUUAAUAAAAAAAUGGAUACAUAGAAUAAAUACCAAAAAAGAUACGAGGAGAUUCGACCCCCUC